UGCAGAGACGUGCACACGCACACGCACGCGGCCCAUAAAUUUAGAGGAGAGAAAGGGAGGAAGGAAAACCGCUGCCGAGCUCGUUGCAUUGCGACGUUGCUCUCGCUGCAAAUUACGAACAACUCGAGUAGAACAAGAAGAAGAAGAAGACGAAGAAGAACAAGAAGAAGCAGCAACAGCAGAAGAAUAAGAAGAAGAAGAAGAGGAGUAGCUAAUGUGCAAAGUCGAGUGCGAGUGAGUGAGUGAGUGAAUGAAUAAGUUAUGCGAGCGAGAUAGAGAGAGAAAGCCACCCCACCUCGAACGCGACUGCACACGCAUUGGCAAAAAGAGAAGCCCCCCUCUCGAGUCUCCCGAGUCUCUCGGGCGAGCGGACUCCAGGCCGAGUUCCUCUAUAUAGACACACACACACAGACGCAGAGAGAGAGAGAGAGACACAGAGGCAUACGUACGUACGUGUGUAGCCGCCAGUUGCCGCUGAAACUGCGCGCGAUUUCGCGCGAGUGUGUCUGUGCAUGCGAAGCGAGCGAGACGAGCAGCGAGAGAGCAGCAGCAGCAACCAAGGCCAAUAGGAAACGAACGACGGUCGACGGAGCGCGCGGUGCAUUGCAGCUCUUGCACUCAUGUCGUAUAAAUGUACUGCCGGUACCUCUUUCCGAGCCAGUCGUUCCUCUCAUCUCGUCAAUCGCGCAUCUCGAUUCUCGCCCGAUCGGAGCGCAGCAGCCCCUUCGCUAGCAGCCACUCUCGAGACGCUCCUCUCCUCACGAUCGACCUUCGACACUCGACGGUGGUCUGUGCUUCGGCGUUAGCAGCAGCACCUCGGCCCAACGACGCCCGAGAGCGCCUUGCGCCUUUGCCCUCCUUGCUCCUUCAUUCGUUGACUUUGUCCCGCGACUACGUAAUAUACCUACCGUUACGUAUAAACAUUCGGCGAGCGAGCCCGCAUCCAACGAGUAAGCGCGUUAACGAGUAAACAAACACAAGCCACAACAGGACAAGAAGAAGAAGAAGAGGGAGCCGAAGAAAAAUCGAGUCCUCGAGUGCGCGGCACAAAAUCUUCGAAUUUGCUCAGCCGAAGCCGCGACGAGAUACAGUGACAAGUUCGGAUUUCCGAACAAAUUGAAUCACGGAUAGCAUAUUAGUGCUAUCGAGCCUCUUGACGAUCGAGCUCUAAACAGCUAAAGAAAAAGCAGCAGCCUCGAAAUCUACCAUUCAGCUAUAAACAGCCGUAGCACGUGCAAUCGGAUAUUUGACUCGCAUUAUAUAGUAUACACAUACCUUGUUCAGAAUGAACCGGGGAAAGAAUAGUUUGGUCGCGAUAGCGGUGUCGCUGCUUUUGUUGAGCUCGACCUGCCGAUCGGACGCCUUCAGCCUCAGCCGGACGCUCCAUGACGUUGGACAAGACGUCGCCGAGGACGCGAGCCUCUACUCCCAGGAGAUGCGCGUCAAUGUGCCCGAAAUCAACUUGUCGACCGGACCGAAGAAAUCUUCGAAUUACGUGUCCAUAAAGAAAAGCCCACCGAGCGUGGUCGAUGUGUUACAAGGAAAUCGCUUGGAACUCGUGUGCGACGUCGAUGGAAGCCCACCACCAAAAGUAUACUGGAUCAUGGGUGACAAUCCGCAGCGCAAGGUGGCCCAACUCGAACGGGAAGGCACAGCCGACGUGUCGUACACAGCGAUAUCUCGCGAACUGUCGAGGCUCGUGAUCGACUGCGUCACUCCGCUGGAUCACGGCGUCGUGCACUGCGUGGCCGUCUCCGGUGACAAGAUGCUCAUCUCUCCACCCACCGUCAUCAACGUCAUUGACCACGAGGACGGAGGCCAGUGCAAGCAUUUUGGCGACGACCGCGAGACACCCGUAAUUACGCGCCACCGGCCGAUCUAUUUCUCGGAGAUGGGCUCGACCGUGGAGCUGCCUUGCGAGGCCAGCGGCAAUCCCCGACCCAAGGUCCACUGGUACAACGGCGAGGGCAAGCGCCUUGAUGACCCGCGCUUCAGCGUCCAGGCCGAUGGCAGCCUCGUGAUAGCCGACAUCCGCUGGCAGGACAUGGACGGAUACAAAUGCGUAGCUAGCUCGCCCCUAACCGGUCAUCAGGCCGAGGCGGUGACCUUCCUUUACCCCGCCGCCAAAUCGGAGGCGGAAAAGAGAAAGGCCAACGCUCUUUAGAGACAGAAAGAAAGAGAGCGAGAAAGAGAAAGAGAGUGAGAGCGAGAGAGAAAAAAAGAAAGACAGAAAGAAAAAAGCUACAACAACCUUAACAACUACUGAGAACAACACUUGUUCAGAAGAGGGCCAGCAGGACUUAUUAUUUGGGCUUCUUCGCAUACACCCGAACUGCUUUUGACAAUUUUGAACGAAAAUUGAGCAUGUAUGUGCUUCUGCGUUCAUCUGGGUUUUGAAUCGACAACCAAAAACCAUCAGCAAAACCAAGGAUAUUAAUGCACCAUAGCUUAAUAUUCUGUCCGUUGCCUGGCGAUUAAGUUAACACUAUGGUAAUUAAAUUUUUUUCUCACUUCUUUGCUUUCUCGCGUAAAUAAAUUUUUCGUAAUAGAGCCAAAAAAUCGUCAAAGGUACAGAUAAAAAAUACUUCAAAGAGAGGGAGAAUAAGAGAUGCGUUACUCUUUUUUAUCUUCUAAAUAGUCUUUGUAAUGCUGAUAUGUUUAUCAACUAUGACGACGAGCUUUUCGACGAAAUUCAUCUAGUCAUUUAUGUAAAAGAAAAAAAAUACAUAAAUUAUAUAUUUAUAUAUGUAAUAUAUAUAUAUAUGUAUGUAGGUAAUGGCGCAAUGAUUGCCUGCGAAGUCAUUGCAAAGUGCACCAAUAACCACCCGGUAACUUCACUUACUUUUUAUUAAUAACUUUUUUGCCUGUCGAGCAACUAACUAAACGAAACUCUCAAGAGCGGCGAACACUUAAUGUACAUUCCCUUACACCAUAUUAUUUGUAUUAUCAUUUUAUGUACAAUCGUUAUACUUUAAAACGGUUGCAGUUGAACUUAUGGUUUUUGUGGCUAGUUGUCACUGAGUCAAAUUAUAACGAGUGUACUAUUCAAUUGGAAAAAUCUGAUUCAUUUAUAUCUGUGUUAUUAUGUAUUCAUAUUUUUUACGCGUAACACUCAUGGUCAUGAUUAUUAUUCGCAAAUUUGUAUUAUUUGUCAUUAUGUUUUAUUGUUGUAAUCAUCGUAUCGUCAGAUUUUUAGCAAUUUUUAGCCAUACAAAUUUUAUAUAUUAUUUUAUUGAUGGUAUUAGUAGAAAAUUAUUGACAUAACUAUUACUGUAUAAUUAAUUACACAAUGACUGCGAACAGUAGAAAAAGGUUGGGGUGCCAAAGCGUUAUGUGCAGCAAUGCAAAAAUGCAUUUGCUUGCUAACUCGACUGCAAAAACCCUUUGCAUUAUUAUAAUUUACGUAGUAUAUGUUGAUAUAUGGUGUGUGAGUGUGAUUCUUCAUAAUAUAAUAAGUAUUUUUUCCUCGGUUUUUUUUUCGAAUGUACACUCAGGGACGUGUACACAUCAAGAUGCUCAUCUAGUACGAUAAAAAUUAAAAUGAAAUGAAAACAAUAAAAAUUAGCAAACAGAAGAUUCAAAAACCUUGAUCGUUAAAACUUCAAGAAAUGACCAACGAAAUUUAAUUUUUUUAAGUUAUUGAAAAAUACAACAGCAACAACAGAAGCAACAACAACAUCAACAAAACAGAAAAAAAGUAUUUGCAAGUUAUAUUAUGUGUGAGUAAGAUAUAUUUGUAUUUGUACCUGACAAAAUACACAGGUAUGCAUAUUUAUGUAGUGCGAAAGCGAAAAAUUCAUUUCAUAUUGUACAUAAUAUGUGAUGAGUAUUAACAGAGACGAUUAAGAGCUCACGAACAAACAAAAACCUUAGGCAAUUUAAAUGUAUUAUAAUUAAAUGAAAACUGCAUAGUACAACCCAAAUUUUGUGGUUUAUUAUCGUACUUCGCUAGUUCUUUUAUUUUUUUGUCAAUUUCCGUUGUUCCUAAAUUUGUAUUUUAAUGACAAAAAUUAAGUUUUAAGUUUUGAGAAGUAUAUGAAAAGUUGACGAUGCUACAAUAAAACAAAUUUAUCCUGAA
Molecule: messenger RNA, 4078 nt
Organism: Trichogramma pretiosum
Lineage: Eukaryota; Metazoa; Arthropoda; Insecta; Hymenoptera; Trichogrammatidae
Gene: ImpL2
Product: neural/ectodermal development factor IMP-L2
Exons: 7
Coding region: 1286-2164 (292 amino acids)
Cellular component (GO): neuron projection
Source: RefSeq, a predicted model, not a curated record